AUGGCUGCUCACAAUAAGAAAAGCACAUCUGUAAAGGGGGAGAAGAAGGCGAAGGCAACGAAAGAAACUACAUUGCCGGCGAACCUGGUCUCGGCUGUCUCGACUUUCCUAUCAGAGCAUGACUUUUCAUCUACGAGCACGGCUUUCACCAAAGAGUUAGCCAAGAAGUCCAUCAGCGCAGCCAAGUCAGAGGACGGUAUUCCUUCUCUUCUAGAGAUCUUUCAGAGCUGGGAAGUUCAGACGAACGGCAAGACGGCUUCCAGCUCCUCUAGCAGCUCAGCCAGCAGCGACAGCGAUGCCGACAGCUCCUCCGACUCCGAUGUUGAGAUGUCCGAAGCACCCAAGGUUCAGCGCAAGAGGUCCUCCUCGACUUCCUCGUCCUCGUCCUCGUCCUCGUCCUCCUCUUCGUCCUCCUCCUCUUCGUCUUCUUCUUCGUCGUCUUCCUCCAGCUCCUCCGACAGCGACGCUGAUGACGAGGACGAGGAUGAGGCAGCCCCUGCUCCCGGCCCCGCCACUCAAGGUGUCAAGCGCAAGGCCGAAUCCAGCGCUUCUUCCUCUUCCGGAUCCGACUCCGAUGAUGCUCCCAAGGCGAAGAAGACGAAGGUGACAUCGAAAGCUAAGGAGUCCUCUUCGUCCAGCAGUGAGAGCUCCUCCGACUCCAGCUCCGAGUCCGAUUCAGACUCCUCGGACUCUUCCAGCUCCGAGUCUGAGUCCGAAUCCGAUGCCUCUUCUAGCUCGUCCUCCGACUCAUCCUCGGACUCCUCUUCUGACUCCUCAUCCUCAUCCGAGUCUGAAUCUGAAUCUGACUCCGACUCCGCCAAGAAGGCCGACAAGAAGGCCCUGAAGGUCGCCACCAAGACGCCCCUCCCACCCUCCGACUCAAGCUCCAGCGGCUCCUCGGAUGACUCCUCGUCCUCCGAAGAGGAAUCCUCCAGCAGCAGCGGUACUGUCCAGAACUCUGAGUCCGAGGCCCCCAAGAAGCCGGCUGUCAAGUUCGAUACCCCCGCCUCCUCGAGCGCCAGCCCGGCCCCCGGAAACGGCAACGACAAGAAGAAGCACCACGGCACUCGCCCUACGCCUUUAGCUGCCCUCAGCGAGCUGCCCCAUGACCACCCCUCCAACCAGUACAUCCCGUACGCCUACGCGGAGAAGGCGUUCAAGGAUCUUUCCGUCACGCGCGGCAAGGGCUUCACCAAGGAGAAGAACAAGAAGAAGCGUGGCUCGUACCGCGGUGGUCCUAUCGAUAUCACUGGCGGCAAGUCAUUCAAGUUCGAUGACUAG
Aspergillus mulundensis is the source of this 1281-nucleotide messenger RNA. RefSeq names its product nucleolar and coiled-body phosphoprotein 1 family protein. Lineage: Eukaryota; Fungi; Ascomycota; Eurotiomycetes; Eurotiales; Aspergillaceae. The record is from RefSeq and is a predicted model, not a curated record. Bases 1 to 1281 code for a protein of 426 amino acids. The transcript has 2 exons.